Messenger RNA from Xyrauchen texanus (razorback sucker), 5197 nucleotides. It is a transcript of the gene myo1cb, whose product is annotated as myosin Ic, paralog b. Gene Ontology annotation, biological process: vesicle transport along actin filament; actin filament organization. Gene Ontology annotation, cellular component: vesicle; cytoplasm; myosin complex. NCBI's taxonomy places the organism in Eukaryota, Metazoa, Chordata, Actinopteri, Cypriniformes, Catostomidae. The record is from RefSeq and is a predicted model, not a curated record. Bases 411 to 3545 code for a protein of 1044 amino acids. Gene Ontology annotation, molecular function: actin filament binding; ATP binding; microfilament motor activity. The transcript has 32 exons.
AGAGAGAGGGAGGUAAUAUUUCUAACAUUUGCCUCAACCCAUUACUGAGUACAUGUCUCAUGGUACUCAUCCUAGCAUUACUAUUUAUAAUUUGAGACAUACAGUACUAAUACUUUCACUUUGUCCACUUAGAAUUUAGUGGGGUGAGCGAUUGUAAUUGUUAACACUUUCAGAUUUUCAGUGUUAUACUGUGUUAAGGGGCGGUGUGGUUAAGACAGGAGGCAAAGAUCCAGAUUGCAGCUCGAGACAGAGGUUUAAGAACUACUACAGAGCUCUUGAAUGCAUGCAGUAUUUAUUGAGUAUUACAGUGAGCGACCGGCAAGAAUUAACUUCUACUUUUUGGACGUAGCGGGAUUUGUAGUCGGCUUGCUUUAAUCAAGGCUGUAGGCAGUGACGGAAUCCGGGUGACGAUGGAGAGCGCCCUGACUGCCAGGGACCGGGUGGGUGUACAGGACUUCGUCCUGCUGGAGAACCACACCAGCGAGGUGGCUUUCAUCGAAAACCUCCGCAAACGCUUCAAAGAGAACCUAAUUUAUACAUACAUUGGAUCAGUGCUGGUGUCAGUGAACCCCUACAAAGAUCUGGAGAUCUACACUAAGCAGCACAUGGAGCGAUACCGGGGCGUCAAUUUCUAUGAGGUCUCGCCUCACAUUUAUGCCGUGGGGGAUAAUUCAUACCGAUCCAUGCGUACUGAGAGGCGGGACCAGUGUAUCCUGAUCUCGGGUGAGAGUGGUGCUGGCAAGACCGAAGCCUCCAAGAAAGUACUGCAAUACUAUGCUUUCACCUGCCCUGCCAAUGAGCAUGUGCAGAGCAUAAAAGAUCGCCUGCUACAAUCCAACCCAGUGCUGGAGGCCUUUGGAAAUGCGAAAACUUUACGAAAUGACAAUUCCAGCCGCUUUGGAAAAUACAUGGACAUUCAGUUUGACUUUAAGAAACCCGUUAUUAUCCCCUCUGCUUCUCGCUCCGGGUGUCCCCGUUGGCAGGGUGCUCCGGUGGGCGGUCACAUCCUGAACUACCUGCUGGAGAAAUCGCGCGUGGUGCACCAAAGCCAUGGCGAGAGAAACUUCCAUAUCUUCUAUCAGCUGAUCGAGGGAGGAGAGGAAGACCUGCUCAGGAGACUGGGCCUGGAGAGGAAUGCCCAACAGUAUCAGUAUCUUGUGAAGGGUAACUGUCCCAAAGUGAGCUCCAUAAAUGACCGCAAUGACUGGAAAGUGGUGAGGAAAGCCCUGAGCGUCAUUGGCUUCACUGAUGAUGAAGUGGAGGAACUUUUGAACAUUAUUGCCAGUGUACUACACUUGGGGAAUGUCCAGUACGGAGGAGAGGACAGUGGCAGUUCCUACAUUACAACAGAAACACAGAUUAAAUACUUAGCCAGGUUGUUAGGUGUGGAUGGCUGUGUUCUGAAAGAGGCUCUAACACAUAAAAAGAUCACUGCCAAAGGAGAAGAGCUAAUGAGUCCCUUGAAUCAAGAGCAGGCCGCCGCAGCACGAGAUGCCUUAUCUAAAGCCAUAUACGGACGUACUUUUUCUUGGCUUGUCAACAAAAUUAAUGACUCUCUGGCCUUUAAGGAUGAUUCAUUCAACAGUAAAAAUGCCUCGGUAAUCGGUCUGUUGGACAUCUAUGGUUUUGAGGUCUUUCAGAACAAUAGUUUUGAGCAGUUUUGUAUCAACUAUUGUAAUGAAAAGCUUCAGCAGCUCUUCAUUGAACUGACUCUGAAGUCAGAGCAGGAUGAGUAUGAAGCCGAGGGAAUCACGUGGGAGCCUGUGCAAUAUUUUAACAACAAGAUCAUUUGUGAUCUUGUGGAGCAGAAGUUCAAAGGAAUCAUUUCCAUCUUGGAUGAGGAGUGUCUGCGACCUGGAGAUGCCAGUGAUAUCACCUUCCUGGAGAAGCUGGAGAACUCUGUCGGUGGACACGCCCACUUCAUAACUCACAAGCUGGCUGAUGGAAAAACCCGCAAAAUGAUGGGUCGUGAAGAAUUCAGACUGCUUCACUAUGCAGGAGAAGUCAAUUACAAUGUGAACGGCUUCCUGGACAAGAACAAUGAUCUCCUUUUCAGAAACGUGAAAGAGGUGAUGUGUAUGUCCGAAAAUAAAAUCCUCACUCAGUGUUUUGACCGGGAAGAGCUUACAGACAAGAAGCGCCCUGAAACGGCAGCGACACAGUUCAAGAACAGUCUUGCGAAGUUGAUGGAAAUCCUGAUGUCUAAAGAGCCAUCGUACGUGCGCUGCAUCAAACCUAAUGAUGCCAAGCAAGCAGGACGUUUUGAUGAAGUCCUCAUCAGGCACCAAGUAAAAUAUCUUGGUCUGAUGGAGAACCUUCGAGUGAGGAGAGCUGGCUUUGCAUACCGCCGUCGCUACGAGAGCUUUCUGCAGAGGUAUAAAUCCCUGUGUCCGGAAACCUGGCCAAACUGGGAUGGUCGUCUGGUCGAUGGAGUAUCCACGCUCGUCAAGCACCUCGGCUACAAACCUGAGGAGUACAAACUUGGCCGGACCAAAAUAUUCAUCCGUUUCCCCAAAACCUUGUUUGCUACCGAAGAUGCACUUGAAGACAGAAAACACAGCCUUGCUACCAAAUUGCAGUCAUCCUGGAAGGGCUACAGUGAAAAAACUAAAUACAGGAAAAAGCGACAAUCGGCUAUCCUAAUCCAAGCCUGGUGGAAAGGUAUUCUGGCCCGCAGGCAAGCAAAGCGCAGGAGAGAGGCUGUUGACACCAUCCGCAGGUUCAUCAAAGGCUUCAUCUACCGCCACCAGCCUCGUUGCCCAGAGAAUGAGUAUUUCCUGGACUACGUUCGUUAUUCGUUCCUGAUGAAGUUGCACAGGAGCCUGCCCAAAACUGUCCUGGAUAAGAGUUGGCCAACACCCCCUUCAGCCCUCACUGAGGCUUCAGAGCAGCUCCGCAAGUUGUGCAUGCAGAACAUGGUGUGGAAGUACUGCAAGAAUAUCAACCCAGAAUGGAAGCACCAGCUGGAGCAGAAAAUGGUUGCAAGUGAAGUCUUUAAGGACAAGAAAGAUAACUACCCACAAAGUGUACCAAAGCUGUUUGUGGACACAAGGCUUAAUGGGGAGGACAUCAACCCUAAAGCGAUGCAGGCUCUGGGUAAUGAGAAGAUGAAGUAUGCUGUUCCAGUGACAAAGUAUGACAGGAACGGAUACAAAGCUCGCAACCGACAGCUCUUGCUCACGGCCAACAGUGCAAUCAUUGUGGAGGAGGCCAAGCUGAAACAGCAAAUUGACUACAGCAUGCUGAAAGGGAUUUCAGUCAGCUCUCUGAGUGAUGGGAUAUUUGUUCUCCAUGUUGCUUCUGAAGACAAUAAGCAGAAAGGUGAUUUGGUGCUUCAGAAUGAUCAUGUCAUCGAGACGUUAACCAAAGUGGCUAUCUGUGCUAACAAGAUCAACAGCAUUAACAUUAACCAGGGAAGUAUAAAGUUCAAUGUGGCACAAGGCAAAGAAGGGAUCAUAGAUUUUACAUCUGGUUCAGAGCUGGUGGUAGCCAAAGCUAAGAAUGGACACCUUUCUGUGACUGCUCCUCGCCUCAACACAAGAUGAUAGACUAGCCAUGACCAAGAACUUCAUGUGUUCUCACAGGAUCUUCCUGAUAUGUUCCUUAGUUCAUCAAUCACAUGACUACAGGCGGAGCUUUCUCUGCCAAUCAGACGCUCGCCAGCUGCUCCAAAGGCCUCGACUUUCAAACCUAUUUAUGUUUUUGGGAAAUAAUACUGUUAUGAAUAUUAUGAUUUUAUAUUUUGAAGCCAAGAAAUAACAAUGUAUAUGUGCAUUUUCCCUGCACUCUGUCUCUACCUAGCUUAUUUGGGGAAUAUUGAUUUGUGGUUAGAGAAGGUGACCUCAGCCAUGAUAACAAGGAAAUUCAGGGUUUAUAAUGAGUAGUUAUUAGCUUUGGUUAUAUUUACGUUUACCCAUGAUUCGUUUUCUAAGGAUUCAGCUGUACAAACCAACUCAAAACUUCCAGUACACUUUUACGUUGAUUGAAUUAGUGUAAUUAUAAUGAGUAAUAAUUCUUUCAUAACUCAAUUAUAAAGUUCAUAGGAAAGGUAUCAUUUACAUUUUGUUGCAUAGAGAUGUUUGUAUAAGUCUGUUCCACACUAGCUGUGCCACAUAAUUUUGCUUACAAGGCAAAUAAGUUAUUCAUAUUGGUUGUUGUGUGAAGAGGAUGACAUUUUAAUGAGGCUGAAAUUUUAGAGCGUGUAUUCGAAGUGCAUUGAGUGUGCGUGUAAUGUGCAAAGAGGUUCUUUAAAAAGACCUUAAUGGACAAAGCGCUCUGCAUCUUGUCAUAGUUGCUAUGCUAGUGAAACAGCCCCAUCUAUUUACACUGUGAUUCCUUCAUCAUUUAUUACCCUGUAAAAAGGCUGCAAUUUGAUAAACCAAUACAGAGAGUUAAAUAGGGAUAGCAAGCAGAGAUGGAGAUACAUAGAUCAGCAAAAAUCUCUUCACUAAGUCCCAAAUCUGUGCCUCAAAAUGUUAAUGUUUUUGUAGAUUAAAUUUGGGGGUAUCUUUGAUACUCCAUGAUGAGAAAAGUGUUUGCAAUUCAUGUAGAUAUGGGGAAAAAAUUCAGUAAUGGACAAAAGAUUUGACUUUGAGAAUGGUCUUUCCUUUAUACACUAGCGGUGAUUUACUCAGGCUUUGUCGUCCUAAUACACUGGACACAAUAAUGUCUCCUAAUAAUACUGGUGUCUUGCAUUAGCAAUGCUUUAACCUUGUGUCAAAGCAGAAAGGCUUUCAAAAUUAGUCAACUAUUGAGAGACGUUGAUAGCCUAAUAGUAGGUGAAGUUGUGUUAUCUACAGUCUGUUUAUUUCUCUAAGACAGGUUUGUGUAUAUGUAGAUAAAAGGUAUCAAAGCACUACUCUAUUACUGUUCACAAAAUGUAAAUGUUAUUUUAGCAGCAGAAGUGAAAAUUUGGAUCACCCUUUUCUUGCACUAUAGGAUUAUUAAGACACAUAAAACCUGUUCACAGCACAAUUAUUUAAUGUUGCCUUGAUUCCAUUGCAAUGUUCAGCGAAACAUUGAGCAUGUGCCUACCAUAGCUAGUGUCAUAGCUGAGAACAUUAGUUUAAAAAAAACCUGGAAGAGUGCACUUUAAAUGCUUUUGUAUGCAUAAGUGUAAUGUAUUUAGAACAACUAUAUAUUUUGACAUUUAUUUAAAAAAAUAAAAAUAAAUACCCCACUCCUGUCCAUAUACAAA